Molecule: messenger RNA, 3350 nt
Organism: Tetrahymena thermophila SB210
Lineage: Eukaryota; Ciliophora; Oligohymenophorea; Hymenostomatida; Tetrahymenidae
Product: EF-hand protein
Exons: 6
Molecular function (GO): calcium ion binding; protein binding
Source: RefSeq, a predicted model, not a curated record
GUUUUUUUAAUUAAUAAUAUUUUUCAUUUAUUGUUAUUAAAGCCACAAUCUUACAACUGUAAAUCAUAUUUUAGAAAUGAAAAAAGAAAAGACAAUUGAAGAUUAUAGAGCAGCUGUAAUAGCCCUAAAGAAGCAGUAUAAAAGUUAAGCUGACAAUUAUUAGUAGCUUUAGAAUGAAGUCAAAAAACUGGAGCCGAAUACAAAUAAACAUUUCAGCAUAUUUGAAUAUUUAAAGAAGGCAUAAAAAUUAACUUAAAAUGUUACCAAAAUGCAAUCUCUAAUUCGAGGAGGUCUAUGUAGGAAAAAAAUAAAACAAAUCAGAGAAAGAAUUUAAAAUGGCAAUAAAGCUAAAAGCUAGCAAGAGAAAUAUUUAGAAUAUGUUUAAAAUGAUAAUUAUGAACUUGAUGGAAUCUUAGUAGAAAUGAAUAAUGCUUUAAAAGCUUAAUAUGGUUUGAACUUUAUAAUGGUAUUUAGAAUAGUAGAUAAAAAAGCUUAAGGAUCUGUUCUCGCUCAUGAUUUUGAAAAUUUUCUACUGAAAUUUGUUAGUUUGAACUAAGGAAAUAAUAAUUCCUCACCUAGUAGCUAAAGCAUAACUUAAGAAAAUAUUAAAAAAUUGAUAAAUAGUUUAGAUAAAAACAAAUCAGGUUACAUCUCUUUUGAUAAAUUUUUAAAUGUCCUUGAAAAAUCAAGAUAAGCAGAGGGAUAUACAUAGUCUUAAUAUAAAUAAUCAUAAUUAUCUUUGCAUUUAGAAAAUGCUAUCAAAAAGAUUUUAGAAUUAUGUGAGUUUUAGGGUCUUACUCCAGAGUAGUUUUUUAGAUAGUAUGCUACCAAUAAUCCAUAAUAUAUGAAUAAAGAUAGUCUUUUUUAAGUUUUAAAUGACCCUAAUAAUUAAAUUGGUAAACUGACAAAAGAAGAAAAUACAGCCAUAAAUAUUGUAUUUAACUUAGAUCAUACAUAUUUUAUUAAGAAGUUAGAUUUUUUAUCAUAUGUUCUACCUGUCCUAAGAAGAGCUAAAGCAUAAUCUAAAUCUAAAGUAUCUCUUUCUUAAGCUUCUCGUAGUCUUUCUUCAUUAAACAUAAUGAGUAGAAUAAGUCUAUAAAGUAAAUAAAGCAAAUAAAGCAAGGGAGAAAAAAGUGUUAAUAUUUCACAAAGCCUAGAAAAUACUGAUGAAAAAGUUUAAGAAAUAAUAUAAAAAAUGUUUUAAACUAAACCUCUUCAUAUAUUUUUGGAGAAUAUAUUGCUAACAAUCAACUCAAAUAAAACGUUUUUGACAACAGAUGAUAUUUCCCAUCAUUUUGAUUAGUAUUUAGGAGAAAAUGCUAUCAGUUAUAAGGAAAAAGGGUUGGUUUUUAGGGCUAUUGAUAAAGAUGGAAAUGGGAAUUUAGAGAUGGAUGAGCUAGUUACGUUUUUUGUUUAGCAAAGUAAAAAAAUUUAACUAUCUUUGAACACAUUUUUAAUUAUGCAAGCUAAGAUGCUUGAAGUUGAUGGAGAAGAUACAGUUUCUUAUUUUAAAGAAAUUGGAUUGGAUGUGAGCGAAAAAGAUAAAAUAGAUUUACAAACCUUUCAUUCAACAUUUGGUGCUGCAAUAGGUUUAGAUGAAGAUAAUAUAAAUAGGAUGUUUCUCGAAAUCGAUAAGCAAAAAGAAGGGAAAAUAUCUGUUAAAGAAUUGAUUAAAAUCAUAGACAGUUUUAGGGGCGAUACUUAAUAGCUUUUGAGUAAAACCUAAGAAGAUAACUUAGUCUAAAAAAAAAUAAAAAUGAUAGAAGAUUUAAAAAUUCAAUUAGAAAUCAAAGCAAAAUUAUCUAUUUAAAAAUUAUGGGCCAAAGCUGAUUAGGAAAAUAAAGGAUACGUGACCCUAUACGAAUUAAAAACAGCUAUACAAAAUGUGCUACCUGAGAUGAAAAACUCAUAAAUUAUAAAAAUUUUACAAUUUAUUGAUGUAAAUGAUAAUAGCAUAAUUGACAAAUAAGAAUUUGAAUUAGCCUUUAUGAAUACAUAAAAUGAUCUUAUGAAAGCCAAAAAUCCUCAAAAUUAACAAAAUUCAAACUAAAAAAUAGGAGAUUCUAAUACUAUUGAAAACAAAGAAUAUUACCUUUAGAUACUUAAAAAUGUUAUUGUUUAAAAUAAUCUGACUCCACUUUAAUUCUUUGAGUAAGCUGAUGUUGAUAAGUCAGGAGAUAUAAGUUUAGUUGAAUUAAAAGCUAUUCUAUCUAAGCUAAGUGUCGAUCUCUCUAUUUUAAUUAAGCUUAUGAAAAUAUUUGAUAAAAAUUCAGAUGGCUGUAUUAGUUAUCAAGAAUUUGUAUAAGAGAUAGGAGAAAAAAUUGAUAUCCAAAGACCUUCAUAGAAAAUAAACUCACUCUUAGUUGUCAAAAAAGAAGUUAUAGAAGAUCCAAGGGCUGAUUUAGAUAUUAGAAAUAAGCUCAAUGAAUAUGGUGAAGAGAAACCAUAUGAACUUAAAGAGGCUUUACUUUCUUUGGGUAAAUUUUUAAUGGCAAGGAGCCAAAAAUAUAACGGAGAUAGUAAAAAGGCAUAUGAAGAGUUAUUUAAAGAGUUUGAUUAAAAUACUGAUAUGGUUUUGUCAAGAGCUGAAUUUAUUUAAGGGCUUGAUCUUUAUAACAAUGAGUUGAAUUUAACUGAUAGAUAAAAAAUUAGACUUAUGAUGACAGCUGAUUAGAACAAAGACAACAAGAUUGACAUGAAAGAGUUUAUAUCAUUUAUUACAAACUAAGUAUAUAAAAUAGAAGCAUAGGAUAGCGAAUCUGAGAAAGGUAAACGAAUCGAAAGAUUUAAAGAGAAAUUGAAAUAGUAAGGAGGGUUUACUGUAGAAGUUUCAACUCAAAAAGAAUUCGUUUUUGAAAAAAUGCAUAAAUUUUUAUUAAAGAAUUUGCAGAAUUUAUUAGAAAAAAAAUAGCUUGAAAAAGAAGAUGCUUCAAAUAUCGACAAGGAGGCUCUUGGCAGGAAGGUUUUGCAGAUUCUCAAUUUAGCUAGUUAAGAAAAAAUUGAUGAAAAAAUUUCUACCAACAAAAUAGGAGAGAUAUUAAUAUCAAAUACUUAUUAAUUUGAGCUUAAUAAUGAAGAUAUUACAUAUCUAAUGCAAACCUUUUCUGAUGAAUUUAAAGAUUAAGUAAUUGAGUUUACAAAACCAAAAAAAUCUGUUUAAAUUUCAAAAUAAACCUUAGCAUAUCUAAAUGUAGAAGAAGAUUGAAUAACUAAUAAUUUUAUUGAUCAAUCAAAAUACUUAUAAAUGUGGAUUGAUUCUUAUAUUAACAUAAUAUUUUAAUUCUUAUCCUGUAAAUUUAUAAAUUUUAUAAUUACUCAUCAAUUAAUUUGAAAGAAAUUUAUUAUCAAAA